Mesorhabditis spiculigera is the source of this 1353-nucleotide messenger RNA. Lineage: Eukaryota; Metazoa; Nematoda; Chromadorea; Rhabditida; Rhabditidae. The record is from the annotation of a GenBank genome assembly.
AUGGCAGCCUCACGACGAUGGCCAAACAUGUCGCAGGAGGAGGUGCCGUUGGUGCGGUUGACCAAGGAUAUUUUUGCGCCGGACAGGUACGAUAUCCGAGUUCGUCCCAAAAUGGCACACAACGAAACGAUGAAGAUAUCAAUCUCGAUGUCUCUAUAUCAAAUCAUUGAAGUUGAUGAACCAUCACAAACUAUUAAGUUGAACGUAUGGAUGAUACAGAAAUGGACAGACGAGAUGUUAUUUUGGGAUCCGAGGGAAUAUGGGAUGAUCAAUAAGACGAUAUUGCCACAUGAUUCGCUGUGGAUACCCGAUACGUAUCUGUAUAAUAGAUACUUCCCGUACGAUCAGCAAAAUUGCACCCUAACGAUCUCAUCGUGGACCAACAGCAAAUCGGCGUUAGAUUAUUAUGCUGAUCCGGCGGUUGACCUCCAAUUCUUUAUCCCGAACGAGGAAUGGGAUGUGAUAUCCUUCAAAAUCUACCGGCAUGAGUACAAAUACGCGUGUUGCCCGGAGCCAUGGGUAAUCCUGCAAGCAUCACUUGUCAUCCGGAGAAAACCGCUGUAUUACGUCGUGAAUCUGAUAAUUCCGACAUCAAUCAUCACUAUUGUAUCAAUUACUGGAUUCUUUACACCGGCCAGUACUGAUGAUGAUAGAAAGGAGAAGAUCAAUCUUGGUAUCACCACCCUCCUUGCGAUGUCCAUCUUGAUGUUGAUGGGAAGAAGGCAAUAUGGCAAUAAUCCUCCAGUAUUUGUCAGAUAUUGGUUCUUCGGGUUCCUGCGUGCCGUUUUCUGGUGUGACGUGCCACCACCCUUACGGAAGCUGUGGGAGGACUUGGAUGACCACCCUCGUGACGCUUGGAAAAAUCGGAAUGGCGUGCGGAUGGUGGAUAAGAAAAUUGGCACCAAUGGGAGCUUCUUGGUGCCGAAGGAGACGAAUAAACAUCAGCCCGUACAGACAAGAAUAUCAGAAAACAGCCUUCGUGUGCCUGGGUCUGCCUCGUCAACCACUCAACCAAUCGACAAACGCCAUUCGAUACAAAUGAUUGAUGUGUCAAACACGACAACUCCCGCCGCCACGGGGCGCACAAGCCGCCGAGGCUCGAAUCUAUGGGAAAAUGCUGUGACGACCGUACUCGCCUCUCGCUCAACAUCCCGUCGCUCAUCCGUCUUCCCGCAAAACAAAGAACUCGACAGUAUGCGCCGCUCCAGGCAGUGCUCGUUGGAAUGGGAAUUUUUGGCUACGGUACUCGACCGGAUCCUGCUCGUCCUCUUCGUCUUGGCCGUCAUCCUCGUCACUUCCGGCGUCUUUGUCGUUGGCCAUAUGGCCCAGCUGAGCUACGAUCUGCAUAAGGAC